CCGGAGCAUUUUGUGGGAGUGGAAUGGAAAAUGUGUCCUCCAACCAGAGCUGCUGCUUACAUACUCCAUGCAACUUUUCUUUUGCUUUUUUUUCCCUCUUCUCUCUCCCCCCCUCCUCUUCUCAGCAUGUAAUUUCACCACAAAAGAGCUUAGGUUCAAAUAAGGCUGUUAAGACGAGCCGGAGAAGAUGGAUUCUGGAAAUUAGAGAUGUGAGGCAGAGAAACUGACUUGCAACACUGCAGGUAACUGCUUAUCAGAGCUAGGACGUCUAACACCAGGACAGCAAUUAUCCACAGGAGGAACUUUAUUUUUACUUUGCAGUGUAUUAUGGAGGAUUACAUUUUAUUUUCUUUGGAGAAUUUUAAUGAAAUUUGAAUUGCGUCCUAAGAAGGAGAAAAAAAAUCCAAAAGAUAAAAGGAGAUGACGGCAUCCUACAGCUGACCUGCGUCUGAAGAAUCGGGAGCGUUGCAGUAAAAGGGGUGGGCUGGCAGGAGACUAUAGCAAGUGUCAAGCAAUCUGUCUCAUAGUUGUCGGAAAAAUGACAAUACGAAGACUCACUUUUCUGUUCCUGAUCGUAUGUCUGUGGCGAUCUGAUGGAAGCAACACGCAAGAAUUCCAGAACAGCGAAACAUCAGAACAGGAAUUCAUCUACAUGAACCGGGAGAAGCGAUCUGCCGAAUCGCAGGACAAAUGUACCUAUACCUUUAUUGUACCUCAACAAAAAGUGACUGGGGCUAUAUGUGUCAACUCAAAGGAGCAAGAAACGGUGUUUGAAAGCCGUGUCCAAAAGCAGGAGAUAGAGCUUUUGAACAGCGAGCUCCUCAAGCAGAAGCGUCAGAUCGAGAGCUUGCAGCAGCUAGUGGAGGUGGAUGGUGGGAUCGUCAAUGAGGUCAAGCUCUUGCGAAAGGAGAGUCGAAAUAUGAACUCUAGAGUGACGCAGCUGUACAUGCAGCUCCUCCAUGAAAUUAUACGGAAAAGAGACAAUGCACUGGAGCUCUCCCAGUUAGAAAACAAGGUUUUAAACCAAACGGCUGAAAUGUUGCAGCUCACCAACAAGUACAAGGACUUAGAGCAUAAAUAUCAUCAUCUGGCCUCACUGGCCAGCAAUCAGUCCAUUGUCAUUGCACAGCUGGAAGACCAAUGCCAAAAGCUUCCUCAAACAAAACCAGUAGCACAGCCCCCACCCCCACAACAGCCGAACAAGGUGUAUCAACCUCCCAACUAUAACAACCGCAUCAUCAACCAGAUAUCUACCAACGAGAUUCAAGGGGAUCAAAACUUAAAGGUUCUUCCACCUCCUCUGCCAACCAUGCCAGUCGUGACCAGCAGCCCAACAUCAACAGACAAGCCAUCAGGUCCAUGGAGAGACUGUCUCCAGGCAAGUGAAGAUGGGCACGAUACAAGUACCAUAUACUUGGUAAAGCCAGAAAACACAAACAGAUUGAUGCAGGUCUGGUGUGACCAGAGACAUGACCCCGGUGGCUGGACAGUCAUCCUAAGACGCCAGGAUGGGUCUGUUAACUUCUUCAGAAACUGGGAAACUUACAAACAAGGGUUCGGCAAUAUUGAUGGAGAAUAUUGGCUGGGUCUGGAAAACAUCUACUGGCUCACCAACCAAGCCAACUACAAACUGCUCGUUACCCUUGAGGAUUGGUCGGGGCGCAAAGUGUUCGCCGAAUACGCAAGCUUCCGACUUGAGCCGGAAAGUGAAUACUACAAGCUGAGGCUGGGGCGAUAUAACGGGAACGCUGGAGAUUCAUUUACUUGGCACAAUGGAAAACAGUUCACCACACUGGAUAGAGACCAUGAUGUAUACUCCGGUAACUGUGCCCAUUAUCAAAAGGGAGGGUGGUGGUAUAAUGCCUGUGCCCACUCAAAUCUCAAUGGAGUCUGGUACCGUGGAGGACACUACAGAAGCCGGUACCAAGAUGGGGUGUACUGGGCCGAAUUCCGAGGCGGGUCAUACUCUUUGAAGAAGGUAGUGAUGAUGAUCAGACCCAACCCCAAUACCUUCCACUGAAAAUGAACCCAAAGCAAACUGGAAAUUCCCCUUUCAAUGCUGAAAACAUAUCACCGGAGGCCCGCUGGCACUGGAAGAGAUGGAGGAAGGGCUCUUGUGUCAAAGGACAAAUACAUGUACAAUGACUGUCCACAAUUACUGUAAAAAGCUGUACAUUUCCUGACCGCUUGAGGUCCAUCAACCAUUCCUGCAAGGGUGCAUCUAUAUGUCUUACCAAGCACACGGGGAGAAACAAAAAAUUAUCUGUAAUCUAUAAUGUUUCUCAGUCCUUUGUGAUUAACAGUGUAACAGUCACGUUAACUACGUAUCAUGUCUAUAGGGCUUUGUUUAACAAAUUGUGCAGUACUAUGUACUGCAAUAGGACUUGCAAUAUUGUGUUGGACACAGGACACGAAAUCCAAUGAUCUUAGUAACAACAAUAGCAAGAUUUUAUUUUUGCA
This is a messenger RNA of Pelobates fuscus (common spadefoot toad), 2460 nucleotides long. It is a transcript of the gene ANGPTL2, whose product is annotated as angiopoietin like 2. NCBI's taxonomy places the organism in Eukaryota, Metazoa, Chordata, Amphibia, Anura, Pelobatidae. The transcript has 5 exons. The record is from RefSeq and is a predicted model, not a curated record. The coding region runs from base 539 to 2020 and encodes 493 amino acids.